GAGAAAAGGAGGAACGGGCGAGGGGCGGAGCGAGAGAAGGAAGCCGCGGCUGCUAGUCCGCAAAACGCCGCGUCGGAGCCGGGAGUGUGGAUCUACACCAGUCCGGGGCUCCGAUUUCCGGUCUUCUAAGAAUCAGGAGGAAGAAACACCAUGUGGCUUAAUCUUUCGCUUGGAAACAUAGAGUUUUAAAAGAUGGCUGACAAGGCUGGAAAAAAUAUUUCAGGCCCACUGUUUAUUGAAGUUGAAUAUGAUUAUGAAUAUGAAGCAAAAGACAAAAGGAUUGUGAUAAAACAAGGGGAGAAAUACAUCUUAGUAAAAAAGACUAAUGAUGACUGGUGGCAAGUCAAAAAGGAUGAAAAUUCCAAACCCUUCUAUGUGCCAGCACAAUAUGUUAAAGAAAUAACCCGUAAAGCACUAAUGCCACCUAUUAGGCCAUUAGUUGGACUGCCAAACAACUCUCUAAAACUUGCACAUGGCUUACAGAGGUCAACAGAAAAUGUGAAUAAAUCUCCAGAGCAUUCAACUUCAGGGAAAUUGUAUCUAGUUCAAGCUCAGGAUGCCAACCAGAAUCUUGGAUCAAACAGUAGCCCAGGUCAGAAUACUGGACUUAGCAUAGAUCUUGCCCUAAACAAUGGAAAGUUUAAUGAUUUACAGUUUGUUAAAGUUUCCAAUCAGAACAUGAACUUAUCUGGGUCUCACUUUCAUUGUUCAGAAUGUAUGGAAACUGAGAAGACCAGCUUCUUGCAAGAACAAUCCUGUGAUUCUGUAGGUGAAGGAUCAGAAAAAAUCCACCAAGAUUCAGAGUCUGGAGAUGAUCUCAGUAGCAGCUCCACAGAACAAGUACAGCCAGUGACACCGCCAAACCAAGGAAGACCAGAUUCACCUGUUUAUGCUAACUUACAAGAACUGAAAAUUUCUCAGUCUGCACCACCACCUGUGCCUAUAAGUCCUGCAGUCCAAAUCAGUGGAGAGUGGGAGACCCAUAAGGAUAUCACAGGACGCUACUAUUAUUACAACAAAGGAACACAGGAGAGAACCUGGAAACCUCCACGUUGGACUCGGGAUCCAAGUAUAACGAAAGGAGACUGUUCGAACCAAGUAGAUCAAGAAACAAUUUCAACCCAAGAAAACUCUCACAGUCCUUGUAACAGCCAGACAGACAGUCAAUAUGAUUCUCCUCCCAAGGGCUGGUCAGAAGAGAUGGAUGAACAUGGCCAAACACAAUAUACCAGUGACCUCACCAAUGAAAAGUGGGUAAAACAUGUAGAUGAACAAGGUCGGCCAUACUUUUACAAUGCAGAUGGAACACGAUCAGAAUGGACUUUGCCCAAUUAUAAUGCUUCGCUACAACAGCAAAAAGAAAUAAUUAAAAGCAGAAGUUUGGAGAGGAGACUUCAGGAACCAGUAGUUUUAACAAAAUGGAGGCACAGCUGUGUUGUGUUGGACACAAAUGACAAGGAUUUCCCUUUUCCUGCAAAGAAUGCAUUUCCUGAGAAUGGAUCCUCUCCUUCCUCACCAAGGCAUCAAACCACAGACCAAGAGAAGUAUGGAUUAUUAAAUGUAACUAAAAUUACAGAAAAUGGGAAAAAAGUCCGAAAGAAUUGGAUGUCAUCUUGGGCAGUAUUGCAAGGUUCCUCAUUGCUGUUUACCAAGACUCAAGGAAGUGGAACUAGUUGGAAGUUUGGAGUCAAUCAGUCUAAACCAGAAUUCACGGUAGAUCUCAAAGGUGCAUCCAUUGACUGGGCUUCAAAGGAGAAAUCGAGCAAGAAAAAUGUGAUCGAGAUGAAAACACGCCAGGGAACUGAACUAUUAAUUCAAUCAGACAAUGACAUAUCUAUUAUGGAGUGGUUUAGAGUUCUUGAAUAUGCUAUCAGUAACCAGACAGUAGAGUCUGAAGAAGCAUUGGAUGAUGAAAUGCCAGAUUCGCCUGGACUGGAAAAACAAGACAAGGAAAAGGACCAUAGAGAUUCUAAAAAACUUCGUUCACUAAAAAUAUCUAGCAGUAUUGAUUCUUCGGAACAAAAGAAGACUAAAACAAAAUUGAAGAAGUUUUUAAUCCGCAGACCUACCUUACAAGCAGUCCGUGAAAAAGGCUACAUUAAGGAUCAGGUAUUUGGCUGCAAUCUGAGCAGUUUGUGUCAAAGAGAAAAUAGCACUGUGCCAAAAUUUGUGAAGCUGUGCAUUGAGCAUGUUGAAGAACAUGGAUUGGACAUUGAUGGAUUGUAUAGAGUUAGUGGUAAUCUUGCAGUAAUACAGAAGCUAAGAUUCGCAGUUAAUCAUGAUGAAAAAUUGGACUUGAAUGAUGGCAAAUGGGAAGAUAUCCAUGUCAUUACGGGGGCUUUGAAAAUGUUUUUUAGAGAACUGCCAGAACCAUUAUUCACUUACAGCCAUUUCAAUGAUUUUGUCAAUGCCAUUAAACAAGAGCCUCGGCAACGUGUUCAAGCUGUAAAAGAGCUGAUUAAACAGUUGCCAAAGCCAAAUCACGAUACGAUGCAGGUGCUGUUCAAACACCUCAAGAAAAUUAUAGAAAAUGGAGAGAAGAACCGAAUGACCUAUCAAAGUAUAGCCAUAGUAUUUGGCCCAACUUUAUUAAAACCUGAGAAAGAGACUGGUAAUAUAGCGGUUCACACAGUGUAUCAGAACCAGAUUGUAGAAUUAAUCCUACUGGAAUUGAACUCAGUCUUUGGACGUUGAAUUUGUUAAGCCAGACUGACCUUUGAAGGACAAAAACUCAGCUCUGACAAAACAGCAUCUCAAUAUAUAUUAUGUGUUUGUGGACCAAGCAGCAACUUGAUGGUAUUGCACUUUUUGGGGGGGACGGGAAAAGAGUGUGAUUUAUUUUUGCUGGGUUUUAGAAGCUAUUAACUUUGAUUUUUUUUUUUUACAAUAAAUGUUAUGGAUAUUACAAAGUUUAUAUGAUUCUAGUGACACUUAAACUGAAGAUUUUAUAUAAAUGUACACACUGGAUUUUUUGGGGGUGGUGGAAGAAGCUAAUUUCAGUCAGGAUUAUCUAGAAUGGCAUUUUAAUCUUGAUUUUUAAAUACAGGUUGUCCUCAACUUACAACUAUUAUUUAAUGAUCACUCAAAUUUAUAACAGUGCUGAAAAGGUUACUUAUGAUCAGCCCUAGCACUUAUGACUAUUUUAAUGUUCCCACAGUCGUGUAAUCAUGGUUUAUAUACUUGGCAACAAACAGUUGCAGUGUCCCAGGAUCGCAUGAUCACCAUUUGCAACCCUUCAAAAAGCAAAGCCAAUAAGGGGAUGCUGGAUUUGCUUGACCAACUGUGUGAUUCGUUUAACAAUUAUGGCAAAAAGUUGUAAAAUUGUCAUGGUCACAGCAACACAUUGCUUACUGACAGAAGUUCUGUACCAAUGAUGGUCAUAAAUCAACAGCUCUGUUACCCUAGACUUAUCACUUGCUUCAGAGAAAAUAAACUCUUUAUCAACUGAGUUGAAGAACUUUGUGAGCUUGUUUUAGCGAAUCAGUGCAAUGCAAGCUCACAAAUUAAAAUGUACAAGAAAAUUCCCAUUACUCAUUUACAGGUUUCUCUAUUAAUUUGACAGAUUAAACAAGUGCUAACAGUGGUCAGUGUAAAUUCCUUCACUACACCAAUUUUACUUGCCAUUGAUAUUGCUGGAAUUACUCAGAUUUUAGCUGGCUGUUUUUAACCACAUAUUAUUAUUGCUUCAGAUAUUGAAUUGGUGCAUAUAACCCGUGGAGGGUAUAUCUGAAGGGCUGGAGUGUAGUUACCUGAGAUGAAAUCAUAUUUAGCAAAUCUAACUGGAGGAUAAUAUUGUAGUGAAUUCUUGUAUGAAUCUGUGAUAGUGAAAUCAGAUGUAAAUACACACUGAAGUCCUAACUGGGUGUUUUAUUUUUUUAUUAUUAUGUGUAUACACUGUUGUAUACUUUCUACUCCUACACUUUGAAUGUGUAGAUUAAUAACUGGUAUUUUGGUGUACCUCGAAUGGGAUAUUCUGUUCCUAUAGAAAAAUGGAUUACUUGGAAAACUGUGUGCACUUUUAAAUGCUAACAUCUGCACGCCAAUAAUUCUAAUGCAAAUGGUACUGGAAAAAUACUGCUUGCUUUACAUGGUUAAUGCACUACAAGCAGAACCUCUGAUGUUAUUUAAUAUGUACAGGAGCUAUAUUAGAUAAAUAUAUUGCAAAUUCUAACAUCUAUAUAUUGCAGAAACGUAUAUUUGAAUAGAUGGAUGUCUGGAUGUAAUGAAAAUGCUGAACUUAAUGAUUCCUUUUGAUUUUAAUGAUGUAGAUUGAUUUGUAAAAUAAUUUCUGAAGGUUUUGUUACAGAAUACAUGGUCUGCAAAAGAUUUUUUUUUAAUUGUAUUUUUCUAGGCUAACUGCUGUAUCUGACAUUUGCUAGUGGAAAUGAAAUAAAACCGUUAGUUGUUUGGAAUGUGGUGCUUCAGAUUUGAAAUACAAGUUGUGCCAUAUUGAAACUAUAAAUACAAACCAACCAAUCAUUUCUUGGUUGCUGGUUAUAUAUUAUAUUAAUGAUGUUUGACUUACAAGGACUCAAUGAAUGCAUUGUUGACAUACAGUCCCAAUGGUCAUGAAAUAAGUAGGAGGGACUUAUUGAACAAUAAGAAUUGAUGGACAGUUGCCCUCACCAUUUUAUUUGAUUAAUUUAACAACAUUAAAGCAUUAUUUAAACACGUUAAUAUAAAAGGCUUUCUUUAGAAGAAAAACUCUAUAAUAUUGACCUCAAUGUAGAAAAGCCCAGUUCUAUUAUUGAUCAUAGAGGUUUUUGUAGAAGAAACAAUUUGCAGGUCACAUGUCCCUUAAGACAUCUGAAAACAAUGUGUGAUUUCUUGAGAAUGAAACUAUAUAAUACGUUCCUUUACUAGUUUCAGUCAGAAAGAUGAUCAUAGAAUUUAUUUUCUGCUUCUAUCUGUCUUUCAGAACAUUCUGGCCAGAAAUAGUAGCUUAUCAGUUAAAACUUUGCUUAAUUUCUGUAUUCUAUUUUAUGUAAUCAGUUAUAAAACUAAAAAAAAGUAUUGCUGGGGGGAAAACUGAUGGAAGAUUAGCUCUCAUCCCAGUUAGCUUAGAAAAUUAUCAUUAGAAUAAAUUAAAGACACUCUUUGUAUCAAAUAUCAAAAUUGCUAGAACAUGCUUAAACUUUGCUUCUUCUUUCUUAGAUAGAUAUUGAGAACAUUUAACAUAGUUUUCAAGCAGACUUUGUGAUAAAUGGCUUUUGCAAAUAUAAUUCUGGAAGCUAAUCACUCAACAUAUAUUCUUAUCAUUCUUCUCCAAAUAAGUUGUUAAUAGCUAGAAAUGUUCUUAAGUCAUGUAGCUGAAACACAGUAUAAUAGAUAUUAGCUCAGCUUAAAGGUGCAUCAUGGUUUGGCAAGAUAAGCCAGGAUCGCCUUGUUAAGCUUCUUCAAACAUCCUAUAAAUAUUCUGAACUACAUUAAUUGGAAUAUGUCUCAAAACAGGUGCAGUAAGUAUUCCUAGUUUUGAAUCUGUUUUAAUAAUAUAGUAUAAAACAGCCUUUCUCCAAAGAUUAUGAAGGAUUGGUAAAUUACAUUUAUGUUACUAAGAAGAUAGAACAAUUUAUUAUUGUCAUUUCGAAAAGAUGUGCAAUGAGAAAGUAUUCUGUCUUUUGCAAUUGACUAUAUUUGCCUUGGUAGAUGGCUAAUGAAUUAAUUGGCUUUGAUAUAUGAUAGUGUUAUUUCCAUGACUGCUGUUUCCUAAAUCUCUUUGAAUAAAACGUUGUGCCAAAAAUAGACUGUUAUUUAAAUAUUUCUUUUGAUUGUUUAAAAUUACAUAAAUAAAAACUAAUAAUUACUGAAAAUUGAAAAAAAGUAUAGGUCCUAAACAGAAUUUAUGAAAUUUUGGCAUAAAUUAAUAUUUUAAAGAAUCUGAAGUCAAUAUAAUGCUGCAAUUAACAUAUCAAAGCCAUUGGCUGUAAUACAUCAGUAUGCAUUUACCAGAAGUGUGCCUGUGUUUCAGAACAAAUACGUUGUGCUAAUUCAGGAUUUGCUUUGUUGGAAAUGGUUGUGUUUUCCCUGGGAUGCAGGGAGGCACUUAAUUAGUGGCAUUCAAGUUAUCUUGUACUUUUUAAAUUAAGAAACUGUGGAUUACUGUGAAAUGAGUUUUACUCAUUACUGGCAAUGGGUUUGAUGCUCUUUUUGACACAAAUAAACAUUUAACUCUCA
Molecule: messenger RNA, 6174 nt
Organism: Notechis scutatus (mainland tiger snake)
Lineage: Eukaryota; Metazoa; Chordata; Lepidosauria; Squamata; Elapidae
Source: RefSeq, a predicted model, not a curated record